UUGAGAGAGAGGAAGAAAGCAAGGCAAGAAAUUUAAUGACACUAGAAACAGAACAGGAACAACUGACAACGGAUCUUAGAAAACACGAAGAAACAAAGGAACUGUUAUCAAAGAAUGUGAAGACGCUUGAGAAAGACAAGAAACAACUCACAGACAGAGUAGUUGCUCUUGAGAGAGAGGAAGAAAGCAAGGCAAGAAAUUUAAUGACACUAGAAACAGAACAGGAACAACUGACAACGGAUCUUAGAAAACACGAAGAAACCAAGGAACUGUUAUCAAAGAAUGUAAAGACGCUCGAGAAAGACAAGAAACAACUCACAGACAGAGCAGUUGUUCUUGAGAGAGAGAAAGAAAACAUGGCAAGAAAUAUAAUGACACUAGAAACAGAACAGGAACAACUGACAACGGAUCUUAGAAAACAUGAAGAAACCAAGGAACUGUUAUCAAAUAAUUUAAAGACGCUUGAAGAAGAAAAGGAAAAGCUCAUAAACGGAGUAACGGCACUUAAAAGAGAAAAAGAAAACUUGAUAAGAAAAAUAACGACACAAGAAUCAGAAAUGGAACAGCUGACAAAGGAUCUAAAGGAAUAUGAAGAAAAUAAGGAACUGUUAUCAAAGAAUGUAAAGACGCUUGUGAAAGACAAGAAACAACUCGCAGACAGAGUGGUUGAUCUUGAGAGAGAGAAAGAAAGCAUGGCAAGAAAUACAACGACACUAGAAACAGAAAAAACCCGACUGACUCUGGAUUUUGAGACGCUUGCGGGAGAAAAGGAAAGUUUGGCCAAGAGUCUGGGGACACUCAAAGAAGAGAAAAUAUCAAUGGAAACGAACUAUGAGCUAAAGCUAACAGAACUCAGGGAUUUGCAACAUGAAAUUCGUUUAAAGGAGGAGGAAAACCACCAAAUAAAAAUGGAGAUUUUAGAAUUAAAGACACCCAAAAAGAAAUCUAUCGUAUUGGGAGUGAGAUACGGCAGUUCAAUCGGAAAGACAAUGGUGGAUAUGGUUACAGGAGAACUGACGAAAGGUUUAGAGCAGAUGAUGGACAUGACAAAGUUCGACCUGACCAUUAAACUUUAUCAUAAAGCAUCGGAAACCCCGAAAGGGCCAAUGGUCGUGCUAUGUUUGAACAUGUCAAGGGUUGGAACAAACAUGCAAAACGCUCUAGCAGGAAUCGAAGUCAACAGUGAUGUAUCGGUAUUGGUGCUUCACCAUACUAACAAAGACAACCUUUCGUCACUGACACCUACGAGUCUUCGUGUGGGGAAAGAAUUCAGAAAGCUUGGUGCUAUUCUGGACAUGGCCUUUAGCAGUGAUGACGGGCUGUAUGAUUGUGACCUGAACACCACAGCCAUUGACAAAUUGGCAACGAUUCUGAAGAAAUGCUAGUGAUAUGUUUCGUAAGGAAAACCCAAGACGCUAAACAUGCUAAUCUUUUUUGAUGAGUAGCUUCCCAUAAAAGUUUAUCUAUCUGUUAUUAUAAAUACAUUACCGCGUCAUUCCUCUUUCAAACUAAAGAGGGAUGAUCCUGUUAUCCAACUGUCAUAACAGUCCGUGGUCAUAUUUCUGUCAAAUAAUUAAGGACUUUGACUUAAAAAUGUUUCCUCUGUCGCUUAUUAUGCGUUGUUAUUCUUAUCGAUGACGACAGAUACUCCGAAUAUACCGGAAGUGGAACAUCAAACCAUAGAUAGAGCAGAGACGUAUAUAUUUCAUGUAAUAUAUACGUCUCUGGAUAGAGGGAGCGUCUAGAAAUACAAGUAACAGAAAUAUUAACACUGUUCUCUAGAUAAUAUUACUCGUUUUGAAAUCUUUAGGAAUGUCUUGAUGCCGUCAAACAUUCUCGUCAGAAAAAACCCUGUUAUUUUACUGUAUUCUCUUUAGCUUUUCCUUUAAAAAUGUCGAAAUGUUUAACGAAACAAUAUCCGAUGGAUAAUUUCUAAAAGAAUCUCAUAUAAGUUCCCUCUCCAUCAGAGUUUUAUGAUAAAGUCGUUAGCUUUAUUAUGAUAGUUAUCCGUAAUAUACCUCUUUCGGGAUCCGUCUUUUAGUACAUUUAAGGUAUAUUACUCAAGCGUUUCGCCAUUAAGGCAACUGGUUAUGCAUGUCCAGCUGGCAUUUUAUGUAAACACUUCUCUUUUUUUCCGCAGAAAAUGUAUAAAAAGAAGGUCAAAACCUCCAACGCUAUAACCGACUCCGGUUUCAACAGAUGGAUUGUAUAGGCUGUUAUUAUCACAUAUCAUCAGGUUCGUUAUCAAUUGUUUACCUGUUGUGUACAUCCGUCAACAGAAAGUGUGUAUAGUCUGUGAUUGUCACAUAUCAUCAGGUUCGUUAGUUGUUUACCUGUUGUGUACACCUGGAAUACAAUUCAUAAACUACCCGCGACAUUUAUCGGAGAUAUGUGGGAGGACUUGCUGUAGCAUAUGUAAAGUAGCUAAAAUAAAAUAACUUCUACACCAAAAUAUAUCUAAUCAUCUAUAAUCAAAUACGUGAUAUGUGUGAUACUGUCAGAUUAAUUGAUCUUUUUAAAACGAACAAUUGCUAGUUGGUAGUUCAGUUGUGUCGGAUGAAAAAUAUCUAAUCGAGAAUUUUAAUGUUAAAGAGUAGUUUAAAUGAGUAGUAUUGAUGUCAUAUGUAACUGUGUCUUCUACAUAAGUAAUUUUAGUCUCUGUAUAUAAGUAACGUGCUGUAUAGUAAAUAUGUAGCGUAUUAGUCUCUGUAUAUAGUAGAAUAGUAACAAAUUAAUCUAUGUAAAGUACAGUAGUAAGAGAUCAGUCCUUGUACAUAGUUUAGUAGUAACAGAUUAAUCUGUGUAUAGUAGUUACAUAUUUGUCUGUGUAGUAUAAAGUAGGAAAACGUUAGCCUCUGUACAUAGUAUAAAAGUAACAGAUUAGCAUGUGUAUAUAAUAAUAGUGACAUAUUAGUCUGUGUAUAGUAUGGUAGUAACAUAUUAGUCGGUGUAUAGUAUGGUAGUAACAUGUUCGUAUGUGUAUAGUAUAGUAGUAACAUAUUAGUAUGUAUAAUAUAGUAGUAACAUUUUAGUCUGUGUAUAAUAUAGUAGUAACAUGUUAGUCUGUGUAUAGUAUAGUAGUAACAUAUCAGUAUGUGUAUAGUAUAGUAGUAACAUGUUAGUCUGUGUAUAGUAUAGUAGUAACAUAUUAGUCUGUGUAUAGUAUAGUAGUAACAUGUUAGUCUGUGUAUAGUAUAGUAGUAACAUGUUAGUCUGUAUGAUAUAGUAGUAACAUGUUAGUCUGUGUAAAGUAUAGUAGCAACAUGUUAGUCUGUGUAUAGUAUAGUAGUAACAUAUUAUUCUUCCCCUCAAUAAAUUCACACCACAAUUAUUGAUUGUAUAUAUUGAAACAUAAAACCACCGGAAGUACAAGGGAAGCAGGCGUUGAGAGAAAAGGCAAAACAUUGUCUUAAAAUGUUUUAAAACUGAUAUAUUUGCAAAUACAAGGUUUAAGUGAUGUGAAGUAUUUACCGAAGUCAUUGUAAACUUUCAAGGCGAUAUUAAGUCUUAAUUGAAAACAAUAACAUACAUGUAUAACUUUUCAACUAGGCUAUUUAUUUUACUUGAGGUAAUUGUAUAGGACGAAUGGAUGACUUUACGUGUAAUUUUCUUGCUUUGUUAAUGUUAGUUAUGUUUUUUAUGAUUAAAACAAUUUUAUUUAUAUAUGUUAUAUAUAGCUCAAGCUUAAUUAAUGUUUGUGAAUGUUUUAUAAAAUAACCGGAUCGCUUGUCUCUGUCUUUAUAGUAUUUUUUACAUACGCUUCAUUGAUGCUUUUCAAUGUUUUAAAUAUCAUGUGUAUGUAUCCGUCUAUUAAAAGCAGUUUUUCUUUACCUACCCUAAUUUAAUUUUAAUUUUAUAAUACAUCUUAAACGUAAUAAAGGCAGUGCAUGGCUGUCACUAGUUUUAUGUUCUAUAUGCCUAUUUAUACGUGUAAUAAAAACAUAGAUUUUUUCUGCGUGUAUUUUCACAUUGUUUUUCGACCAUAAAGACUGCAUAAUUUAAGGCCACCAUACACAAAAACUCACAGUUCGUUAUUAUAAGUGUGAAUUAGGAGGAAUAUAUUGUAUUUAGUUAAACUAAAUCAUAAGUUUUCAAACAAAUCAUACAUGAAAAUAUAUCUCACUCUCCUAUCACACAUAUUGCAACACAAUAACGGCUAUGAGCGUCGGAAUUAUUUUCCUUGCACCAAAUUGACCAACAACAGAGGUUUCCUUUGAUACUCAAGAACUGGAGUUAUUCAAAGUUCCAUUUUGAUCAUAUAUGAAAUUAUAACAUAUUAAACAUUAAUUAGUAUCUUUUAUUCCUUUUUUAUUAAUAUACUUUUGAUAUUAAACACAAACUAAAUAAAAUUAUUUAAUAAGGUACGCGUAAGAUCAGCGUGUCAUUUUUUCAAAACGUUUUCAACAAUCUAUUUUUAAAACUUUUGAAUCAAAAUAUUUUCUCAUCUCUUUUUUCAUAUACUCGUGUAAUUAUAAAUAUUCACUGUAUUAUUUGGGUUCAAGAGCUGCCCUUGGCCUUGACGAUGUAACGUGCAUAUUUGGGACUAUAUCUUGCUCAUUUUUUCGUUUUUUUUAACCUUGAAUAUCAAUACAUUUAAAGUAACAUUGCUGUACAUGUAUAUCUUCGUCCAUCAUUUUACAACAUGAUAUUUUCAGUUUACAGUAAAAAUGUGUGCUUUUUUUUGGGAUUUCUUGAGUUAUAAUGUUAUUCUUCAACAUUAUUGCACUAUCUUUUUAGUCAUAUAUUUCUUUUGUUUUGAUAUAUAAAUUUGAAUUGUGAUUUUGGUUUUACACUGUAUUUACAUAGUUCUAUUUUUUACUAGUUUUACUGGGUUUCCGUCAUCCUCGAUAUCCAGGGGUUAUGCUCACUUUCGCUCUCUGCAUCCCUGAAAUAUGUCAGGCUCGGUG
This is a messenger RNA of Mizuhopecten yessoensis (Yesso scallop), 4907 nucleotides long. RefSeq names its product myosin-11-like. Lineage: Eukaryota; Metazoa; Mollusca; Bivalvia; Pectinida; Pectinidae. Bases 36 to 1385 code for a protein of 449 amino acids. The transcript is spliced from 4 exons. The record is from RefSeq and is a predicted model, not a curated record.